GGGGAGGGGCGGGAGCUGGGGCUGGCUGCCAGGCCGGGGGUUUUGUGUGUGAGAAGAAUAGGGGUUUGGCCCGCGUUGGCACACUCGCUUCCCUGAAUGCUAAUAGGGCUCCUCUGCUCUCCUUUCCGCCGGCCCGGCAGCCCCUCCUCCGACCCACAGCGGCACGGAGUGGGAUCAGAGAGCGUCAGCGUGUCCCUGAGCACUCCCUAAGAGAGCACACAUGCCGGGGCCGCCUGGUUGUCCCACUCUUGUUCCCGGGAUCGGUACUGAUGGUCACCCUGUGAUCCUGAGACUGUCGGUGUCAGUAGCAAGGCUGUGUAUGUCUGCGUGUAAAUGGGAUAUGCUGUUCUGGGUGCUUCCUGGCUACUUCCCACACAACGUCUUGGUCAUCUCCCCUGCCUGGGUGCUUUUUCUGAGCUCCUCAGUCUAAUAGAGCUGCUUGGGGGCUCUGUUGGCACCUGUCUGGUCUCCUGCUGUGCACCCCAUUAUAAUGGUCAGUUUCUUGUCUUCAGUUGGAAGCUCCUAGAGGGAGGGCAUCCUUGCCUAACAAAGGUUGUGGAUUAAAUGAAAGAAUAAGUGAACAAUGGUGUGGUGGCCCUGCGGUUUUGUCAGUGUGUGCCUCUGGCUGUGUCCACCAUUAGAGUGUGAAUGUGAUCAGAUUGUGUGUCCUAGAAGGUCCCUGUGUGCCUCUGCAUUUGGGAGGGACCCCAUGGUGGCAUCAUGAAUUUGAGUGAUGUUGUUUGGGUGACAAGUACCUGUCUCUGUAGGCUGUUGUGAUUGAACUGUUGGUGAUCAUGACCUAUGGCUCUUGGUGUAUGUCUGUGUGGCUUUGGCCUGUGUUCCUACGGAAGAAUGGGAGGGGCUCAGCAGAGCUCCAGCAAGAGAUUGUAGAGUUCAGAGCUUCUUCUGACCCAGGAGGUGAAGAGUUGAGGAGGAAGACUCAGGUGACACCUUCUCUGUAACACACACACACACACACACACACACACACACACACACACACACACACCAGUAGGAACACUGCAAGCCUUGAAUACCACUCCCGUCCUCCCACCCCCAACUUAAUGGAGGCCACAUAUUUUAUGGAGGCUGAGCCAUCAGAGUAAACCAUUUCCCGUCUGGCUGACUGGCAGAAAUUUAGGGAAUAUGCUGAGGGCGUCAGUGAGCGAGACAUCCUGCUCAUCCACUCUUGCCGCCAGUGGACAACGGUGACAGCUCAUACCCUGGAAGAGGGCCACUAUGUCAUAGGGCCCAAGAUCGACAUCCCCCUGCAAUACCCAGGAUCGAACCCAGCGCCCCGUGCAUGCCAGGCGAGCGCAUUACCACUUGAGCCACAUCCCCAGCCCUAGAAUAGAUUUUAAGAUCCCCAUCGAAAAGAUCUCCUGCCAGGAUCUCAGUAUUGUCCAAUCACAACCUUCAGAAACCUAGUGAUCCCUGUCAGCGUUGAUUCUCUUUUCCUAGUUUUUGGGUUAAACUCACUGCUUUCCUUGAUUGCCUUUAUAAGCAAAUGUUAAAGCUUUGAAUUAAGGAUUAUACUUUUAUGUCUUUUAUUUAUGAUGGUGAUUGUAUAAGAUUGUUUGCUGUGCACUGUGGCGCACACUGUAAACCUGAUAAUCUGGGAGACUGAGGCAGGAGGAUUUUAGGUUCUAGGCCAGCCUCAGCGACUUAGGAACCUGAACAACUUAGUAAGACCCUAUGUCAAAAUAAAAAAUAAAGAAGGCUAGGGAUGUACUUCAGGGAUAGAGCAGCCCUGGGUUCAAUCCCUAAUAUUUGGGAGGGGGGCAAAGAUUUUGUUUGAAGAAAGGGUUCUGCUGACAGCAACCCUUUCAUUCUGCAGAUGAUGAAAUCUAGUACCUAAGGAGGACAGUGACCUGCCCAGGGUCACACAGCAAGUAAGGGAAGGUAAAGGCCAGCAGCGAGGUGUCUUGACUACUGGACUGGUGCUUGCCGCUCAGUGCCAAGAAUGCAGGGCUGUUGUCCCUGGUGUGGGAGGAAUGAGAGUCUGGUGGUCCAGUCCUAGAGUGUCCCAUUUGAGCCAGGGCGUGACAGCUGUUCCAGACCCUGGGUUGAUCAGUUAUUUCAUCCUCACAGCUUGUGAGAAAGGGGCACGUCCCUUAACUUACCCAAGACUGAGACUCCAGAUCUUCGGUAGCUAGUCCUGUGUUUUUCACUGCAGUGUGACUUCCCAAAAAAAGCUGAGAACCUUUUGAGCUGGAAAGUCUUGCAGUCCCAUUGACAGGUGCUACUACCUCCAUCAGCCUCCCUUUGAUUUGGGACAGGGCUAAGUAAGCCCUUUUCACAGACUUCAGCUCUUUACAACGCCCCCACUCUCGCAUGGCGUUGCUUCUUCAAAACCUCCCCACACUCAUGAAAAGGGAAGUUCAAGCUCUUGGAGCAGGCCCGGGAUGUGCGGGAGCCGGUGAGAUACUUCAGCAGCGUGGAGGAGGUGGCCAGUGUCUUCCCUGAUCGCAUCUUUGUGAUGGAAGCCAUCACUUUCAGCGUCAAGGUGGUGUCGGGCGAGUUCAGCGAGGACAGCGAGGUGUACAACUUCACACUGCACGCGGGCGACGAGCUCACCCUCAUGGGCCAGGCGGAAAUUCUGUGCGCCAAGACCACCAAGGAGCGCUCGCGCUUUACCACGCUGCUGCGCAAGCUGGGCCGCGCCGGGGCGCUGGCCGGGGUGGGCAGUCCGGGGAGCGCGGGAGCUGCGGGCGGCGGUGGGGGUGCCAGGCCCAUCAAAGGCAAGAUGCCCUGCCUCAUCUGCAUGAAUCACCGCACCAACGAGAGCCUGAGCCUGCCUUUCCAGUGCCAGGGCCGCUUCAGUACGCGCAGCCCGCUGGAGCUGCAGAUGCAGGAGGGCGAGCACACAGUGCGCGCCAUCAUCGAGCGCGUGCGGCUGCCAGUGAACGUCCUGGUGCCCAGCCGGCCGCCGCGAAACCCCUACGACCUGCACCCGGUACGGGAAGGCCACUGCUACAAGCUGGUCAGCAUCAUCUCCAAGACCGUGGUGCUGGGGCUGGCGCUGCGCCGGGAAGGCCCGGCGCCUCUGCACUUCUUGCUGCUCACUGACACCCCGCGCUUCGCGCUGCCGCAGGGCCUGCUGGCCGGGGACCCGCGUGUCGAGCGUCUGGUGCGCGACAGCGCCUCCUACUGCCGGGAGCGCUUCGACCCGGACGAAUACUCCACAGCCGUGCGCGAGGCGCCCGCCGAGCUCACCGACGACUGCGCCAGCCCGCGCCGCGCGCGCCUCUGCCUGCCUGCGCCGCGCGCCCCGGGGCCCGCGCGUGCAUUCGGCCCGCCCCUACCCGCGCCCUCCACUGACCGCGACCAGGAGGAGUACGUGAGCCCGGACUGGGCAGGUGUGCCCGAGCCCGCCGCGCCGCCCGCCGAGAUCCCCUAUGAGGAGCUGUGGGCGCAUCAGGCUCCCGAGAGCCUCGCGGAGGGCCGCGCCCGGCCGCCCCCAGGGCCAGACCUCAUCUGUUUUGGAGCCGCGGGGUCUCCGCGUUGCGAGCCGGAAGCGCCGCCGCCUCCCGUCCCUCCCAAAUCAGAGGCGGUGAAAGAGGAGUGCCGCCUCCUGAAUGCACCCCCUGUGCCUCCCCGGGGUGGCAGUGGCCGGCUCUCAGGCAGCCCCCCUGUGCCGCCCCGCUUCCCCAAGCUGCAGCCUGUCCACUCACCCAGCUCCAGCCUUUCCUACUAUUCCUCCGGCCUCCAGGAUGGCACGGGUUCCCGCAAUGGCAGUGGCUCCCCGUCACCAGAUGCCUACUCCCUCUAUUGCUACCCUUGCACCUGGGGAGAUUGCAAGGUGGGCGAGUCCUCCAGCCGCCCACCCCCAGGUCCUCUGCCCUCCACAACCACACAGCCCAGCCAGGCCUCUAGGGCCCUUGCAGAGCCCCUGAGUGGUCGAGCCCCCUCCCUUUUGGGGGCUGACACCCCAGUCAAGACCUACCAUGGCUGUCCACCCCUGUUCAAGCCCUCCCACUCCCAGAGACGCUUUGCUCCCUUAGGAGCUCCCAACCCCUUCUCAGGGCCCACCUACUCAACAGGCCCUCCUGCCGCUUCUUCUGGGCCCACAACCUCCUCCAGUGCCUUGGCUACCUCCAGCCCUGUACAUUCCCCAGGCCCAGCCUCCCCUGGCCAGGCCUAUUCAGCUGCUCCUCCCUCUUCUCCCUCAUCCUCUGAGUGGCAAGAACCAGCCCUGGAGCCCCUGGAUCCCUUCGAGCUAGGGCAGAGCAGUUCUCCAGAGCUCGGUUUGCUGCGCUGUCAGGAGCCCAGAGUCAUGGGGGCAUCUGGACCUGGACCCUGCCUUUCGCCACUUGGUCCCCCUAAAGCCUUUGAGCCAGAAGGUUUGGUGCUGAGGCAGGUCCCUGCCUCACUGUCACCAGCUGCUCUGCAGGGGCCUGAGGCAGGAGGAGCCCGACUCUUUCUUACCCCAGGGCGGAUGGAGGGUCCUCCUGCCAGUCCCCGGGAUGGAGCCUCAGGCUUUGGAGGCCGGGAUGCUCCCUCCUGGCAGCCCCCUGCAGACCUAUCUGCGCUCUCCCUGGAGGAGGUCUCUCGCAGUCUGCGCUUCAUUGGGCUCUCUGAGGACGUGGUGAGCUUCUUUGCCCGAGAGCGUAUUGAUGGAAGCAUCUUUGUGCAGCUCAGUGAGGACAUCCUGGCCGACGACUUCCACCUCACCAAGCUGCAGGUCAAGAAGAUCAUGCAGUUCAUCAAAGGCUGGAGGCCCAAGAUAUGAACUGCCCUGCCAGUCACUGCACUAUUGGAAUGCUGGCUCCGAGGCUCUGGGGACUAGUCGUGGGUCUGCCAGGGACAGAGCACUCUGAGAGGCAGGACCUGCCUGUGGGAGAAUCUUUCCAAGACUAAGACUGAUUGGCAGCACUCAGAGUUAUCAGGAGAGACACUUUGGCUGGUCUUCUGGGCUCAGAUCCCUGCAAGGGGACAUCUUGCCUUUGUGCAGAGUAUAUGGGGAGGGGGUUGGAAGCACACCAUGUACUAGACCUGGUGAAGCAUUUGCUGUGAUUUUUAGUGGGGAGGAUGGUGGUGUGUCAAGAGGUGGCCUUCACAGUGAUGGGACACCUUCCCCUGCUCGGCAGCAAUCCUUCACAAUUACAUGCUUCUCAAACCUGUAGGUUCAGGUUAGAGAGAAGGGAAGAUGGCCCAUAAUUUAAGCACAAAUGCCCCAAGUGCCCGCUCUCCUAUGUGCUCUGUGGGUUUCUGGCCUGUGGCUGACCCAGAGUUAGGGGUGCGAUUUGUGUCUCUAGGAUGCCCUUCCUUCUCUUUGCUUUCCCAUGAUAGAGGUGCCUGGCCCUGAGCAUAGGUUCAAGUACAAGCCUGUGUCACAGCACCUCAGAGGCUCCACCCCUGGGUUCCUGUUCUGGGUGACAACUUAGGUCGGGCGCAGCUCUGUUGUUUUCCUAUCUAGUUAGGGAGGCAGGUGUUCUCCAGUGCUUUCUAGCCCCAGCUCCUGCUCCUCACCACAGCCAGCCAUCCGUCUUGUCAGGUAGACUUGUCUCUGAAGACUGCUUUGUGGAAGAGCAGGUGGAUUUUGGUCAGCUGCUCCUUCUUUCUAGAGGCAAGCAGUGGUCAACCACCCCACAUUCCUGCCAGUCUCCUGCCCCCAGCAUUGGGCUCUGAUGGACAUUUAGUGUCCUUCCCUGGUUUUCUGUCACUGGCAUAGGAAGUUAGUUAGGUGAGAGAAAGGAGGGUAGCUUUGGAAAACCUGCCUUUCACUCCUCCUGCUCGCCUUCAUGUACUUCAGAGCAGAUCUUUACACCGUUCGCUCUAGAGCCUGGUGACCUCCUUGGUUCCAGACCUCUGGGUCACUGUGUACAAGCCCAUGCCACCAACUUCACUGUCACCACAAUCUGAAGCACACUACUCCUAAUGUUCACUGGGUCAGGGCCCAUAGGUGGUAGCCUUCUUUUCUGCCUUACUGAGUCUGCCUAGAUAUUUAUUUCCUGGGUUUCUUUUUAUGGGUAGGUAAGCCAUGCUGCUGCCCCUUCUGAGGGAGGGAAGUCAGAAAAGAGCACAGGAACAGAGACAUUUGGUUUUCUCACAGAUUGUUUUCAUGAAUCCUCAAGGACUAGUGAAAUAAAUGCUAGGCCCCUGGAGAUUAGUGCAAGUGGAA
Molecule: messenger RNA, 6124 nt
Organism: Ictidomys tridecemlineatus (thirteen-lined ground squirrel)
Lineage: Eukaryota; Metazoa; Chordata; Mammalia; Rodentia; Sciuridae
Source: RefSeq, a predicted model, not a curated record